Messenger RNA from Helianthus annuus (common sunflower), 1675 nucleotides. RefSeq names its product riboflavin biosynthesis protein PYRD, chloroplastic. Gene Ontology annotation, molecular function: zinc ion binding; diaminohydroxyphosphoribosylaminopyrimidine deaminase activity. Lineage: Eukaryota; Viridiplantae; Streptophyta; Magnoliopsida; Asterales; Asteraceae. Gene Ontology annotation, biological process: riboflavin biosynthetic process. The transcript is spliced from 3 exons. The record is from RefSeq and is a predicted model, not a curated record. The coding region runs from base 213 to 1532 and encodes 439 amino acids.
CAUGAAAACUAUUCGUUCUACCGUCACGCCCAUACAAUAUUCUGAUGCAUCAUCGAGUUUUCCGCCGGCGACAAAUUCGAACUUCAAAUUCAUAAUUUGUCGAUACAAUCCACGAUUCCAAUCGGAAAUUCUUUAACAAUAAUGUAUGCACAAAGUAACACUUCCAAUUUCAAAUUAUAAUUUCUACAUUUCAUUCAUAUUUAUAAACAACAAUGUAUGCACAAACACUUCCAAUUUCAAAUUAUAAUACCAAUCCUACAAAACCCUCAUCUUACUUCCACUCUCUAAACCCUAACCCUAACCCACCUCCAAUCCAUUUUACUAAAAAGUUUCAUUGUGUUUUCAAAUUGAAACAUGGGUUUUGCAAUUCAACUAAAAGGGUAUCUGAUUCACCAACCAAUUUGAGGAAACAGGUGGUAUCAGCUGGGAUUGGAAUGGAAGGGUUACAGGGGAAAGAUGAUGAUGAUGAUAAGAAAGAUGAUGGGUUUUAUAUAAGAAGGUGUGUGGAGCUUGCUAAAAAAGCUAUUGGGUGUACUAGCCCUAAUCCUAUGGUUGGUUGUGUUAUUGUUAAAGAUGGGGUGAUUGUUGGUGAAGGGUUUCAUCCCAAAGCUGGUCAACCUCAUGCUGAGGUUUUUGCUUUGAGAGAUGCUGGGGAAUUGGCAGAGAAUGCAACUGCAUAUGUGAGCUUAGAACCAUGUAAUCACUUUGGAAGAACUCCUCCAUGUUCCGAAGCAUUAAUCAAAGCAAAAGUCAAAAGAGUGGUGGUGGGAAUGGUCGAUCCAAACCCGAAUGUAGCAUUAAGGGGUGUUGCCAAACUAAGAGAUGCAGGAAUUGAUGUUACCGUCGGUGUUGAAGAAGAAAUGUGCAAGAAACUUAACGAGGCAUGGAUACAUCAAAUGCAAACUGGGAAUCUCUUUGUUACUUUAAGAUAUACCCUCACUAUCGAUGGUGUCUUCUCAGAUGAUCUUGGGGAAGAAACCAUGGACGCUGGUGGAUACUACUCAAAGUUAUUACAAGAACACGAUGCAGUUAUACUUUCUUCAAAAUCAUUAGCUAAACAUCCACUUCCUGAAUCAAAAGAACCAAAAUCCAACCAACCGCUUUAUGUAAUAAUCGCAAAAGAUCCAAGUCCUGUGAUCCAGAUUCCCAAACAUACCCAUGAAGAGUCGGCUCCUAAACUUAUCAUAUUCACAGACCAAGAAUCUGUUGUGGGAUCUGAACAGGGCAUUGAGACACUUGUUCUGGAUCAAAUGAAGUUAAUGACAAUAUUGGAGAAUUUGAAAGGUCGAGGACUGUGCAGUGUAUUAUUGGAUUUAAGAGGGGGGUAUGGUGACUUUGAUGAGAUCUUGAAGGGGGUUGAAGUAAAGUUGUUGCAGAAGUUGGUGAUGGAAGUCUUGGCUGUCUUGCCAGUUUGGAAUGAAGGCAAAGAAAAUGACACAGCCCAUGAGGCAAUGAAGAUUAGCCACAAAGCAGUUUUGAAGAACUUUACUAAAAGAGAUGGUAUAAAUAUAUUAAUCGAGGCCUACUUCUAAACGAAGCGAUCUCCUUACUCUUAAUGAGUAACUCGAUUACUAGAUUCAUAAUUCACUGGAUAACGAUGGUCUUUUUGUAUAAUGUAAGUGAUGGGUGUGCGAAUUUGAAGAAUGCUGUUAAUUACAAAGGUUAUUAUUACUCA